Molecule: messenger RNA, 570 nt
Organism: Echinococcus granulosus
Lineage: Eukaryota; Metazoa; Platyhelminthes; Cestoda; Cyclophyllidea; Taeniidae
Product: Glycoprotein 3-alpha-L-fucosyltransferase A
Exons: 3
Coding region: 1-570 (189 amino acids)
Cellular component (GO): membrane
Molecular function (GO): alpha-(1->3)-fucosyltransferase activity
Source: RefSeq, a predicted model, not a curated record
AUGGUUCCCAUUGUGUUGGGCGCCUUCAAGGACGACUACGAAAGCACACUGCCUCCUCACUCUUUCAUUAAUGUGGAUGACUACAGGUCGAUUCGUGAAUUGACCGACUACUUGCUCUAUUUGGACAAAAAUGACACCGCCUAUGCAGCCUACUUUGCCUGGAAGGAGCAUGGCACAUUUGUCUACGGUGAUGAUGAUGACGCCGUAAACCGCCAUCUUGACCCCGAAUUCAAUGCCUAUCUCCGAAACGAAGGUGACGAACUGAUUCAAUUCCGUGCGAUAUCAUCUCAGAAGGAUGAACUUGCCUCCCCCAGCCCCUUCUUGGAUAAGGAGAAGCAAUGGAGUGUCAUCUGCUUCCAUCUCUAUACCACAUCGCGUUGCCAGUGCAAUCGUAUAACACUCACUGAUUGGCUGGUUCCUGGCUGCAGCAUACUGCCAAAUAUGGUUGUUAGAGAGGUGACGCUCCCAUCUGCUUCGAUCUUUUCAUACCUCCAUCUAGCACAGGCGAUACAGAUGGUCUUUUGCAAGAAAGGGUAUUGCGCAUUGAAGGGCACUCAGAAGAAGCCGUGA